CUUGAAAUCAUGAAUCCUGUUUAUAGCCCUGGAUCUUCCGGGGUUCCCUAUGCAAAUGCCAAAGGAAUUGGUUAUCCAGCUGGUUUCCCCAUGGGGUAUGCUGCAGCAGCUCCUGCCUAUUCUCCUAACAUGUACCCUGGAGCCAAUCCUACCUUCCAAACAGGUUACACUCCCGGCACACCUUACAAGGUAUCCUGUUCCCCCACCAGCGGGGCUGUGCCCCCAUAUUCUUCUUCCCCCAACCCCUACCAGACUGCCGUGUACCCUGUGCGAAGUGCCUACCCCCAGCAGAGCCCAUACGCACAGCAAGGCACAUACUACACGCAGCCAUUGUAUGCAGCACCCCCCCACGUUAUCCACCACACCACAGUGGUGCAACCCAACGGCAUGCCAGCAACUGUGUACCCUGCUCCUAUCCCACCUCCCAGGGGCAACGGUGUCACCAUGGGCAUGGUGGCUGGGACCACAAUGGCCAUGUCAGCAGGUACCUUGCUGACUGCUCACUCCCCAACUCCUGUCGCCCCCCACCCCGUCACUGUGCCCACUUAUCGGGCCCCAGGAACACCCACUUACAGCUAUGUGCCCCCUCAGUGGUGAUCACCCUGCAAAUGUUUGAGGACGGAGCUGUGCAGUCACAUCAUUGAGGUUCCACAGCUGGUGCUGCAGGCCUUGCGCCUCCAACCAGGACUUUCUUCUUAAUGCUCUCGACACUUAGCUAAAUACAACUACGUCCCGGCCCAGCAGGUCCCAGCGCCGUUAGUCCCAGCUAACUCUAUGGGUUGGUCUUAAAGCAAAUCUUGUUUUGUGGACUGCCUGGCAACUUUUUAGCUAAAUGUAAUGAUAAAAAGGGAGUAUUAAUCUAUUCUGAAUCAUAUCUAGUUGAAUGCAUGUUUAAAAAAAAAAACACACACAAAAACAAAGCUUGCUCAAUCUACCUGCAGUGACUGAUGCAAAACCAUCAUAUGCAAAACCCAGAGGAGUGGAAACGUUCCUACAACCUGUAUCACUAAUGCACUGUUGCAAUGUAUGCAGAGUCUUACAUAUAUAAGUGUUCAAGUGAAUUUCUUCAUCGAGCAUCUGAAACAUCUUAGAUGGUUCUUCAGCCUUCUUGGAUUUAUGUGGGUUGCAGUUAGGGACGUGGACUUUUUAGUUUUCCAGAGGCUGUUUCUUUGGCGUUGACUGCUCUAGGCAGGGUUUGCCAAGGAUGCAGCUGCUCAGUGCAUCCAGCUAGUGGAAGCCCCUUUUUGUACAUGGAGGUAUGAUGGGUUAGUGGGACAGAAGACAUUAAGUUCCUCAUGAAAGGUCAGAGUGGCGUGGCCAGUACAGUUAGGGGAAGGGUGGUGUGUGUGUCAGUAAAACAGUGCUCUUUGCUAGCCACAUUUUUAUUACAACUCUUACAGACAAGGUGAUGUUUUAUGUAUCUUUAUUGGGAAAGUCCUCUGUAAACCUAAAUUAUUUUCCUGGAUGGAGAUAUGUGAAAGAGAGGCAGCCACACUUGGAGGAGGCAUUGUUCCUCUGCUUUAUGUAGCUUAGAAAAUCAUUCCAUUUUUUUCCCCUGAGAAAUGUUGAGUCAGCUGAAAACACAUAGGCAUUGCUGUCCCCCCCACACACACACACACAGAAGGCAAAGAUUUCAGCUGUAUGUCAUAAGGAACAUUGUAUAUUUAAGAGUGAGUAAAAGGGAACACAAUUUUAUUUAAUUCCUCAUGUUUUUGUAGAGGGGCAGGGCUGAGGAUAUGUCUGAAGAUAGAGAAACUUGUAGCUUCUCCUGGGAUCUCCCACCUGAUAGUGACUUGUCCUCUAAGACUGACUGGAGGGGUCCCAGGGGUGGGGCAGAUAGGAGACAAGCCGGCCAGUGCUUAGUGUCUAGAAGCCUCUUCUGCUUUAUCUUCUUACAGCUGAAGGUCCUCAGCAUGAAAUGAGUAUGGGUAGCAGAAAGGGCUAGGCAGCAUGGAGAUGCAUAGCUAUGCCUGGAUUUAUUAUGGAAAGAGUUUGCAGUUGAAAAUCUGAAUAUUGUACAUAAGAAAUCAAGAGGUGUUUGUUUUGUUUUUGUUUUUGCCUAAAUAAGCCUGACUGUAUCGAUGGGCGUGCAUGUCUGUUCUGAGUCGGGGUGGGGAGAGUAUGAGGACUUCCCCUUGCCAUGGCCUGUGAGGCUUGUUACAUCCUUUCCUUUUCCUACUCCAUUGUCAUUGCGCUUGCGCGUGCUGAGUGCUUGGUUGGGAGGGGCUCUGCGCUUCUCAUGUCUGGCAGCUGUAUCAGAGCUCGACUGCUACUGGGGCGAUCGCCCAGGAGCUUCCAGCCUCACUUGGUGGGGGGAUAACUGACCACUGAGCCUUUCAUAACCUUAUUUUUUAUAGUAACUAUUCUUCAUAAUUUUCUUUUUCACAUUUUAUUUUAUAAGAAGUUUAGGAAUAUUUUUGCAUGGAUCAUUGUAAACAGAAGAUUCCUUAUUCCUGUUGUCUAUUAAUAUAGACUGUUUACUGAUAAGUACUUUAAAUUGCUUCAUGAGCACUUAAUCCACGUGAGAGAGUGUGUGUGUAUGUGCACACGCGCGUGUGCACCAGGCAGACAUUUAUCCAGGCACAUAGUCAUGGCCAUUUCUUCAUGUCUGUGUGGUGAUUCCACCUGUAAGGUUUGCAGUAGCCACAGGUUCUAAGGGCUCUAGGAUUCAGCUGACCAAGGAUCAGAGUAGUCAUUUUUCCCAGUUCUGUGAUAAUAGAUUAGGAGAAAAUACUCAAGAUUCCAUUGUAUGCUUUAAAAAAACCCACACAGCAAAAAUAGUGCGCGCACACACACACACACACACACGCAAGGAAACAUCUCUGCUUAUAAUGGGUGGAGCCAUUCUCAUUCAGGAAGAAGUUACAAAUUUUCUAGGAUGUCUCUGCAGGCUUGGUUGGACUUGCGCAAAUAGCUAAUGUCAUCACAAGCACUGAGUUAAGUUUUUAAGAGUGGGCUGCCUCUCUCCCAUUUACAUCAGCUUCAUAAACUCUUAUUUCUUGUAAUUUUUAGAAGUCUUUUUUUCCUUUUUGAGGAGUUUUAGAGACCUUACCAAAUAUUUUUGCUUUAAUAUAAUACAUCUGUGUAGAAAUCUUUUCCAUUUUGAAUCUGUCAGGGCACCUGGCAGUGCUAUCAAAUAAUGAUGAUGAAAAGAUCUUAUUUAUCAAGACUUUGAAUAAAAUGAUAGGUUAUAAUUUUAACAGCAUUCAGUGCCAGUGAAAUUAAUUAAGGAAUAGAGCUUGAGUCAAAAUUCUGUUCCAAAGCUGCAUAAUUUUGGUAUCCCAUGCGUAUUGUAGAAUAUUCUGAGAAAUCUGUCUUGUGUGUGUGACAUUCCUAAUUUGAGAGUCCUUCAGCUGAAUAUUACUCUUUCAGAAGUUGAGACAGGCAAGCAAAAGACCUAAUUCCAUAAACAUGGACAUCAUCAUGGAUAGUGAAACUGUUUUUGUUCUGUGCCCUCUGCUGAGACUUGGGACAUGCAUUCUGUCAGCUGUGUAGCUAUUGCCGCCAUUUCUUCACUCAUAGGAAUUUUGUUUGGGUCUAGCUGGGGGCUGAGCAUUGAGCUGUUGUCCUCAUGAGUGCACUGCCUCUGAGAAGUGUGGCAGGCUCAGGGCGAGGGCCUGUCAUGGUAACAGGCUCACUGGCGCUUCCACAGGGUACUUCCAGAACCUGUUCUGUCUCUUGUGAUGCAUCUUGUUGGUGUGGUUGUCAGGCCUGCCAGUUGCUGUUCUGUGAAACUUACUUGUGAGUGUUAGGCAGAUGUUGUCUCUGAGGACUAAGGGACUGAGGGAAGCCCUGGGCCUGGUCUUGUUUCCUGCCCUUUCCUGCUGGGCAUGCAGUGCUAUCUCCAUCUGGUGGUAUCAUCUGGCUAUGAGGAAUGAAGUCUAGGAAGGAGUUUGCCUGUGUCUUGGUGGACAUGUCAUUCAUGAGGAAAUAUAUUCUCUGGCAUCUGGGAAUGUGCUGUCAGUGCUGUUCCCACAUGGGAUCUCUUGAGUGUGCCAGUGGGGGGAUGGUGAAAGACUGGCAUGCCACCAGUGUUAAGUAUUAGAGGCUGCUUUAGAAAGGGGAUCAAAUUGUUUCACUCACUUUUAAACAUUUGAAAAACAGUAUUACUCUGACAGUAGGGCCACCUUCUCAUCUGGCAGCUGACCGGUGCCCUAGUCACUGGCAGCUGGGCAUUGCCUAGCCAGGACAGGACCUCUAGUGCAUGCACUAGCAGGUGGGUAAGGUUGUAGCUUGAGGCGGGGGGCAAUGUCUGGUCUUUCUCUCUGGUGCUUUCUAAAGGGUUCUUUAAAGAAGAAUGGGGCUGCCUACAGGAGGACAGAGAGCUUAGCUCUCAACUCCAGCACAUCUUGAAUGUGUGUGUCUGUGUGUGUCUGUGUGUGUAUGUGUUUUCUGAGCUGCUUAUGAUUCAGCUGAGCUUCUAAAAGGGUGGCAGACCUGAAUACUGCAGGUGACAUGUUGAGUGGGCCGGUUAGAAGCUGGGAGUUUGAUCUCACAUGUGUUUUAGAGGGCUCGUCACUGUUCCCUGACUCCCCAUUUAUUUGAAGAAUGCAGAACGUGGGGAUAACCUUGCUUUAGUCCCCAGGACUAAAGACCAUUAGCCACUUGGGACGGGCUGAUGGAGGAAGCAUCUCUGUCCAGGGCACCCAUGAGCUUCAGAGCUGGCACGCUCCCAGGACCAGAGCGGCAGUACCUCCCUCAGCAACACAGGACUGCACUGUGGCUCUCAUGCAGCCUAUUGGGCAGCAGGCAGCCUAGACUGGGCAGAUCAAGACGAGCUGUCCUGCAGUCCCACGGGGUUGCCAAGGCCAUUUAAACGACAGGCCCCAAGGAAUUUCAUGGGUCGUGACCGAAUAGGAAACAGUUACUUUUUUUUUUUUUAAUGAUUUUUAAAUACUGUUUUUUACACCGUUCUCUUGGUACUUUUUUUAAGCGUAAGUCGGCAUUGUCUUCCAGUGUUAAAAGCAUCCCUCACCUCUGCAUUGAACUUAGUGUCAAUACAAAGGAAUGGAACACUCAUCCUUAGCCAGUUCAAUUAGGUGUAAAUUCAUACUACAUUAA
Messenger RNA from Tupaia belangeri chinensis (Chinese tree shrew), 5061 nucleotides. RefSeq names its product family with sequence similarity 168 member B (gene FAM168B). Bases 10 to 597 code for a protein of 195 amino acids. NCBI's taxonomy places the organism in Eukaryota, Metazoa, Chordata, Mammalia, Scandentia, Tupaiidae. The record is from RefSeq and is a predicted model, not a curated record. The transcript is spliced from 6 exons.